CGACGGCAUAUAAAUACAAUUUGUAAUCGGUUCCAAGACAUCAAUCAUCAUAUCUUUAAUUUCUUCAACUUAAUUACUUUCAUAUAAUUUUUUUCUCUCCACCAAAUAGCUAUUUAGAUCUCCUAAUUUAGAUCUCCAAUUCCAUGGACGGUGAAAAAGAAGACACGUCACGCUAUCUGAUUGCCGAUGGCAAAACGGCGUCGUAUCUUCCACCAUCAAUGCUGAGAAAACGGCUAAAAUGGGAUGUAUUCUUGAGCUUUCGAGGUGAAGAUACACGACAUUCAUUUACAACACUUCUAAGAAAUGAACUGGGAAAGAAAGGUUUAAGACCAUUUAUGGAUGAUGAAGGUAUGGAGAAAGGUGAUACAAUACAGCCCACCAUAGAGGAAGCUAUUGUGGACUCUGCUUUAGCUGUUGCUAUUAUAUCUCCUAGGUAUGCUGAUUCACGUUGGUGUCUUCAUGAACUCUCUAGACUAUUUGAGUGCAAGAAACGGGUUAUACCCGUUUUCUAUGAUGUUGACCCGUCUGAUGUCCGGAGACAACGAGGGAAGUUUGGUGAUGGGUUUAAGAGUUUGGUGGAGGAUGACUCAAAGGGGUUUAGUCAAGAUGAUGUUAAGAAUUGGAAAUGUGGGUUGAUGAAUGUUGGUAAUAUUUCUGGCUAUACGUUUACAUCUCCUUCCCAAAAAAGUGACAGAGGCAAUAAUGGAGCUAACAAAGAUAACCUUAUAAGACACAUAGUCCAACAAGUAUGGAAUGAGCUAAAGAACACUCCAGAAUAUGUAGUAAAACUUGAAGUUGGUUUAGAUUCUCGAGUAGAUAAAGUAAUCGAAAAAUUAGAUCUUCACUCAGGAGGUGUUCGGUUUCUUGGUAUUCAUGGAACUCCAGGAAUAGGAAAAACAACCUUGGCUAAAGCUGUUUAUAAUAAGCUUGUUGUUAGCUUCACACACCGCUCUUUCAUUGCGAAUGUUCGAGAAAAAUUAGCAAAUGAAGAUGGCCUUUUAAGUAUUCAAACUCAACUGAUCAAAGAUCUUUCCUUAAAUGAUGUAGCAUUAGUUAAACAAGCACAAGAUGGAAUGGACACAAUCAAGAAAAUAGUUAACGAAAAUCGGGUUUUAGUUGUCUUAGAUGAUGUCUACGAGGACAAACAGCUCGAAAAACUUGGCAUUUUUCGAGUAUGUUUUGAAGUAGGAAGUAGAGUGAUUGUUACUAGUAGAAAUAUAGAUGCAUUAAGUUUUGCUUCCGAUGAUACUGAGCUACAUGAAGCACAAACCUUAGAUGAUCAAGAAGCAUUGGAAUUGUUUAGUAUACAUGCCUUAGGAAAAAGGGAACCUACCAAAGAGUUUUGGCACAUUUCAAAGGAAAUUGUGUCUUUAACAGGUGGACUUCCUUUAGCACUAGAAGUGUUUGGUUCGUCUUUGGUUAAGAGAACGUUGAAAGAGUGGGAGGACGAGGUUAUAAAACUAGGAGUUAUUCGACCAGAUACUCUUCAAAUGGUGCUUAAACUUAGUUAUGAUGGGUUAGAUGAACAUGAGAAAACGGUUUUCCUAGACAUUUCAUGUUUAUUGCUUCAAAUGAACAUGAAAAAAGAGGAGGUUGUGGAUGUACUUGUUGGUUGUGACUUAAGGGCAGAAUCAGCUAUUGGUAACCUUGUAAGAAAAUCACUCUUGAAGAUUUUAGAUGGUAACUUAUUGUGGAUGCAUGAUCAAAUUCGGGAUAUGGGUAGGCAAAUUGUUCAAAAGGAAAGUAUUCAUGAUAUUGGCAAGCGUAGCAGAUUGUGGGACUCUAAUGACACUUUGCGUGUCUUACGACAAAAAAAGGUAACGGAAGCUGUGAGGGGGAUCAUAUUAGACAAUAAAAAGCCUCCAGAUGUUUCUGAUGAAUUGAAAUCUUGGAUAAACUUCAGAAAAAAUUCUAAUGUCAACACUUACAUCAGGUUCCUGGUAGAGAAAAUAAAAGGUUGGUGGUUUAGACCAGAUGAGAGUGAUAUUUCUACUCUUCAAACAAAAUGGUUUGAGAAAAUGGUGCAUCUGAAACUGCUUCAAAUGAAUUAUGCAAAAGUUCAAGGAGACUUCAAAUAUAUGCCCUCUGAGCUUAGGUGGUUGCAAUGGAAAGGAUUUCAACAAAAGACUUUCCCGGGUAACAUACCAGAAGAAAUUCGUGUUCUUGAUCUUUCAUCGAGUAACAUAGAACGUUUAUGGAGCUCAUACUGUUCAUGUUUGGAUUUCAACAAGGUAGCGGGGAACUUGGUUGUGAUAAAUCUGUCAUACUGUCCUCGACUAACUGCGCUUCCUGACAUGUCCACGCAUAAAAAUUUAAAGAAGCUUAUGCUCAAGAGGUGUGUAAGUCUAACAAAUUUACACAAGUCUGUCGGAAACAUGACUUCUCUAGUGCAUUUGAACCUACAUGGAUGCACAAACUUGGUUGCUUUGCCCACAGAUGUAACAGGGAUGAAAAGUCUUAAGGAAUUAAACUUAUCUGAUUGCUACAAAUUCAAGGGACUUCCUGAAAAUAUUAAGAGUCUGACAUCCUUGAUUGAUUUAAAUCUCGAUAGCACAAUAAUAACCAAGUUACCUGAAUCUGUUUUCCGCCUUACUCAACUUGAAGUGCUUAGUCUAAAUAGUUGCGGUAAAAUAACAGAGCUGCCGGACUACAUUGGGUGUUUAACUUCUCUGAAAGAACUUUAUCUUUCGAGUACUAAACUCGAAAAUUUGCCGCCUUCUGUUGGAUCAUUGACAAACCUCGAGAAACUAAGUUUAGGGCACUGUUCGUUGCUUACUGCUCUUCCUGAUACAGUCGGAAAUCUCAAGUCCUUGAAUCAACUGUUACUUUAUGGCAGCUCAAUCAGGCAACUUCCAGAUUCAGUUUGCUCGUUAUGUUAUCUUAAAGUGUUAUCUUUAGCAAGAUGUCGUUCUCUUCUCAAGCUUCCUGCUUCAAUCGAGGGAUUAGCUUUUAUACACGAGCUUGAUCUUGAUCAUACACCAAUACAAGAACUACCAGAUGAGAUAUGUUCCUUAAAGUUAAUAAAGAAGAUUCAGAUGACUAAUUGCAAUUCACUUAAAAAGUUGCCAAAAGAAAUGGGGAAAAUGUCAAAUCUUUCUGUCCUCUUUAUUGUAGGAGCUGCAAUAACACAACUGCCAAUGUCCUUUGGCGAGUUAGAAAGUCUGUCAUGGCUGAAAUUAACCAAGUGCACAAAGCUAAGAAGCUUGCCAGAAUCUUUCGGAAAAUUAAGAUCUUUGCGUAUACUUCAGAUGGAAGAAACUGCCAUAACCGCAUUACCUGAAUGUUUCAGAUUUCUUAAUGGCUUAAGGGUAUUGAAAAUGAGGAAAUCUCCAAGUGAUCUGCCUAAGUCUUUCUGGAAGCUAUCGAAUUUGCAAGAAUUUGAUGCGCAAGCAUGUGGAAUAUCUGGUCAGAUACAUGAUAAGUUUUCCGAGCUGUCUAAGCUUGAGAGUUUGGAUUUGGGGUACAACAGUUUCCAUAGUCUUCCUUCCACAAUGGAAGGUAUGUUUGUAUUGAAGAAACUCGUGUUGCGCCAAUGUGAACAGCUGAGAGUUUUGCCUAAACUUCCUUCAACAUUAGAAGAGCUAAAUGCUGGUGAUUGUCAUUCUCUUGAAAGUAUAUGUGACAUCUCUAACCUUGAGAGAUUACAAGAAUUACGACUUGUGAAUUGUAAUAAGAUCAUUGAUGUUCCUGGUCUUCAAUGCUUGAAGUCUUUGAGAAGGCUAUUUUUGGCUGGAUGUAAUGCAAGUUCAUCAGCUGUCAGGAGAAGAGUUACUAAGACUAUUUUGAGAAACUUGAACAAUCUGAGCAUUCCCGGGAGUGAAAUUCCAGAGUGGUUUUCUCAAACAGAAGGAGGAGUAAAAUUCAAGCCUCAUCCAAACCUAUCAAUCCAAAGUGUAAUUGUUGUUGUCAUAAUCUCUGUAGACAUCCAAGCACUAGACAGCAUGCGUGCUCAACUACCUAGUAUUGUAGAUAUUCAGGCUCGUAUUAUAAGAGAGGAAACCUCUAUUUUCAGCUCAGCAUUGAAUUUAACUGGACUGCCAUGUACUCCAGCCAAACAGAUUUACCUAUGUAGAUUCAAAUACUAUCAUCCUUUGAUAUUGUUGUUAAAAGAAGGUGAUAUAAUACAAGUUGGGUUUAAAUCAGGAAGUGUUGAAGGAGUUGAACUCAAAAAAUGGGGAAUUCAUUUAGUGUAUGAAAAUGAUGAUGAUUAUGAGGGCGAUGAAGAUUUGAUACCAUUUAAUGAGAUUCAUCAAUCUGUAUCUCAAAGGCUUGUUUGUUUUCUUCGCUCUAUGGAUCAAAGAUGACAGAUUUUGAAGAUGUACGUGUAUUGACCCUACAGAAAAAAAGCGAUGGUCAAAAGGCGAUGGAAACCAGGUGCUCGCUGUUGGCGACGAACAGGCGACAUUCUAAUUUUAAUUGGAACUUCAUUUUUUUUUUAAUUUUAUGGAUAAAGUUAAUAGCGCAUGAUUUCUGGUUUAAUUGAUUUCUGGUUUAAUCCUAAUAUUGGAUUAAUAAUUCUCUGUGUUGUUAUCAUUCAAUUGUAAUGGUGUUUAUUUAUACAAGAGUUCAAAGAAACUGCUUGAAGUAACUGCUUCUAAUAAGCAACUGCUUCUGGUAACUGCUAUAAUACUUACUUAUGCUAAAUAGCCGUAAUACAUGUAACUGCUAUACAUAAUCUAACAGCGCAUACAAGUUUUUGUAUAGUUUUAUAUGUUGAGCCCAUCUAAAGUAAUGAUUUUGCCAACGGUGAUUCAUAAUCAACGUAAGCCUUGCCUAA
Messenger RNA from Amaranthus tricolor (Joseph's coat), 4777 nucleotides. RefSeq names its product disease resistance protein RPV1-like. Bases 144 to 4304 code for a protein of 1386 amino acids. The record is from RefSeq and is a predicted model, not a curated record. NCBI's taxonomy places the organism in Eukaryota, Viridiplantae, Streptophyta, Magnoliopsida, Caryophyllales, Amaranthaceae. Gene Ontology annotation, molecular function: ADP binding; protein binding. Gene Ontology annotation, biological process: defense response; signal transduction. The transcript has 5 exons.